AUGUUUACCGUUAAAACGUUUUGCAACGACAUUGAUUAAUGAAUACACCCCAGGGUGACAACGCCGAUGACUUUCUAUGAACAUGGCCGCUCAAGAUGAACUCAAUCAACUGGAGCGAGUUUUCUUGCGUUUGGGCCAUGCAGAGACUGAUGACCAACUCCAGGACAUUAUAUCCAAGUUCCUGCCUCCGGUCCUCCUCAAACUGUCCAGCGUGCAGGAGGGAGUCAGGAAGAAGGUGAUGGAGCUCCUGGUCCACCUGAACAAGAGGAUUAAGAGCAGACCGUUGAUCCAGCUACCAGUAGAGACCCUCCUGGUUCAGUACCAGGACCCCGCCGCAGCGUCCUUUGUUACGAAUUUCACCAUCAUUUACAUCAAGAUGGGUUACCCUCGACUGGAGGUGGAGAAACGGUGUGAGCUGGCACCUACUCUGCUGACUGCUAUGGAGGGCAAGCCUGAGCCCCAACAGGAUAGCUUGAUGCAUCUCCUGAUCCCGUCCUUGUAUCACAUGAAGUACCCAAAGGACUCUUCCAACACUUCCAAGAUGGCCUCUCCCUUCAUCCUGAUGGAGAAACCCAAGACGGUUCUGUUACUGCUGGAGUUCAUGUUGGACGUACUGCUGAUGCCCUACGGGUUUGUCCUGAACGAGCCUCCCACUCGCCCAGCUCCCUCGUCCCCUCAGGGUAGCUCUGGGGCAGCGGCGGCCGUACCGGGCCUCCCCCAGCCGCCUCCAGGGAUGAGCGUCUACGCUGCCAAGAGGGUCAUCGGAGAGGCCCAGUGGAGCCCAGAGCAGCUGGAACAGUGUAAACUCGGCAUAGUGAAGUUCAUCGAGGCAGAACAGGUACCGGAGGUGGAGACUGUCAUACACCUGGUGGUUGCCUCUAGCGACACAAGACACGGCGUUGCCACGGCCGCGGACCUGGAGCUCAAGAGCAAGCAGAGUAUUAUCGACUGGAACAACCCCCUGAUCGUCAACAGGAUGUACAAGGUCUACCUGGGAGACAUCCCCCUCAAAACUAAGGGGGCCAGUCUGAAGAGGGAGCUGAAACAUGAGCCGGUCAGCACCAGAGUCAAGAUGAAGAUCCUACCACAUCUCUUACGCUCACGCCUCGCCGCUGAGUGCUUCCCUGCUAACAUACAGGUGGUGUACGACGGUCUGUUUGGAGCCAACACCAACAACAAGCUGCUCUCUCUUACGCUUCAGUUUGUUCACCACAUCUGUCAGGUAUGUCCUGACACCAACAAACCACUGGGUCUGAUGCUGCUGAAUGGCCUCACCAAGCUCAUCAACGAGUACAAGGAGGAUCCUAAGUUGCUGUGUAUGGCCUACUCUGCUGUGGGGAAACUGUCCAGCCGGAUGCCCCAACUCUUCACCAAAGAUAUCGCUCUGGUCCAGCAGUUCUUUGAGGCCAUGUGCAAGGAGGAGCCUGAUGUCCGUCUAGCCAUCCAGGAGGCUCUGUCUAUGAUGGUGGGAGCCUACGCUAACCUACAGGGGGCGCUACUGAACCUGAUGGAAGCCCUGGUGGCAGCUUACAUGGGCAAGCCUGAGGUGCAGGUGCGUCAGGUGGCAAUGAAGUACGCCAGCACGGUAUUUGCUCCUGAUCACGUGCCCUCCAGAUACUUGCUCCUAUUGGCUGCCGGGGACCCGAGAGAAGAGGUAUGCAGCGAGGCCCAGCGUGUCCUGAGGGCUCUGCCUGCUAAGAACUCGGAGAAAGAGGGCCGUAAACCCAUGCCCUCAUUCCCUGACAUGGUGGCCUACAUCCAGGAGAAGGCUGCUCAGAGGAUGAAGACGCCGGCUAAGUACACCGUGGGGACGUACACGCUCCCCUUCAACCCUUCUGCGUUUGGAGAGAUCGUGCUGUACCUGCGGAUGUGUCUGGCCCACAGUGCCGGGGCCACGCCCGUCUCUAAGAGCCUGGCGGACAUGCAGGACGACGCGCCUGCCAUCGGACGCUACACGCUCGCCCUGCUCUCCAAUGAACCCCUGACCUCCCCGUCCUCCACUGGAACCAAGGGGGCAGAGGUCAACCCUGUGCAGGUCUACAUGGAGCUACUGCAGCAGCUGCUGUCUGCUGUAGGAGGAGUCCCUGUGAUGUACUGUCUUCUGGAGGUGGUGUCUGUCUGUCCUGACAACCUGGCCCCCAUGUUUAUCCACAAGAUCGACUGGAUCAAGAGUCUAAUGAACACCAACAAGGAGGACCUAAGGGAGCUAGCAGCUCAGCUCUACGCUGUGGUGGUGUCCACCAUGUCAGGAAACGAGCUGAAGACUGCCGUUCAGACGCUCAUCAAGAUCACUAAAGAUACACACAGCCCCGAGACCCAGCACGGAGCCAUCAUGGCGCUGGGCUACAUGGUGGCCAGGUACAUGAGCAAGAGGAAGUCCUUCGCUAACGGAGACUCCGCCCUCAACCGGGAACAGAGGAUGAACGACACGCCCAAGGAGGACGAGGAGCUGGUCGCUAUAGCAACCAAAGCCAUCGGCUCGUUCCUAGACAGUGGUUCCCCUCUGCUGGCUGUUGCUGCCUGUACGGCCCUCGGGGAGAUCGGGAGGAACGGGCCUCUGCUCAUCCCUUCAGAAGGAGAGGGAUUCACCAAACUAGCCGUGGUGGAGAAGAUGCUGGCUCGCAUCCCCUCUGGGAAAGAGACCCUCAAGAUGAAGGAGAGAGCCAUCCAGACUCUGGGUUAUCUACCAGUGGGAGAUGGAGACUUUGCCCACCAGAAGAAGCUGCUGCAGGGGCUCAUGGACUCUGUGGAGGCCAAACAGGUAGAACUACAGUUUACAGUAGGUGAGGCCAUCACCAGUGCUGCUAUAGGGACCAGUUCUGGAGCUGCCAGGGACCCCUGGACCUGUACUGAGGAACAAUACAGUCCCCCAGACAAUGUGGAGAGUAACGAUGUGGUUCCGUGGGUGCUGAACUCUAUCCUGGCUAACCCUUCAAUCCCAAGUCAAAACCCCCACGUCAGACAGGCUGCCUGUAUAUGGCUGCUCUCUCUGGUGAAGAAGCUGCACCAGCACAAAGAGAUCAGGUCUCACCUGAAGGAGAUCCAGACGGCUUUCAUCUCCAUCCUGUCAGACCCUGAUGAGUUGAGUCAGGACGUGGCAUCUAAAGGUCUUGGUCUAGUCUAUGAGAUGGGAGGAGAGGGAGACCAGCAGGAACUGGUGUCUACACUGGUCGAAACACUGAUGACUGGCAAGAGGGUGAAGCAUGCCGUGUCGGAGGACACCGAGGUGUUCCAGGGAGAGGCUCUGGGGAAAGCACCGGACGGACACGGACUCUCCACCUACAAGGAGCUGUGCUCAUUGGCCAGUGACCUCAACCAACCGGAUCUGGUCUACAAGUUCAUGAACCUAGCCAAUCACCACGCCAUGUGGAAUUCCCGCAAGGGAGCAGCGUUUGGGUUCAACAUCAUAGCAGCGAAGGCAGGAGAGCAGCUCGCCCCCUACCUGCCCCAGCUGGUACCACGUCUGUACCGAUACCAGUUUGAUCCCAACCUGGGCAUCAGGUCUGCCAUGACCUCCAUCUGGGAUGCUCUGGUCACUGACAAGAACAUGGUGGAUAAGUAUCUGAAGGAGAUCCUCCAGGAUGUGAUAUCUAACCUGACCAAUAACAUCUGGAGGGCCCGGGAGUCCGCCUGCCUCGCUCUGAACGACCUCAUCCGAGGACGCAACGCCGACGACCUCAUCGACCACCUGGAGGAGAUCUGGGAAACCCUGUUCAGGGUUCUGGACGACAUCAAGGUGUGUACUAGGAUGUGUGAGUCGUCAGGUUUAGCAGCCCAGAGGUCUGUAGCUGUUCUGUUACCAACCCUCCUGGAUCUCGUCAGCAACGUGCCUGAGGUCCUCUCUCUCAGUAUCCAGACCCUGGUGAAGGUGUCUAAGACAGCUGGUAAUAGGUUGAAGCCCCACGUCCCUCGUCUAAUCCCAGCACUCCUGGAGGCUCUCAGUGUCCUGGAGCCACAGGUCCUCAACUACCUCAGCCUCCGAGCCACGGAGCAGGAGAAGAGUGCCAUGGAUGCUGCCAGACUCAGUGCUGCCAAGUUCCCCAUGAUGGAGACCAUCAACAUGUGUCUGCAGCACCUGUCUGUGUCUGUUCUGGGGGAGCUGGUCCCCAGACUCUGUGACCUACUGAAGAGUGGAGUGGGUCUGGGCACCAAGGGUGGUUGUGCCAGUGUGAUCGUGUCCCUCACCGUCCAGUGUCCCCAGGACCUCACCCCCUACUCAGGUAAACUGAUGAGUGCCCUACUGAAUGGGAUUCAUGACCGUAGCAGUGUGGUCCAGAAAGCCUUCUCCUUCGCUCUGGGACAUCUAGUCAGGACAGCGAAGGACAGCAGUGUAGAGAAACUCCUACUGAAACUCAACACCUGGUACCUGGAGAAAGAAGAGCCGGUGUACAGGUCGUCGUGCGCCUUGACGGUCCACGCUAUCAGCCACUACAGCCCUGAUGUCCUGAAGGGGCAUGCGGUGGGAGCGUUGCCGCUAGCCUUCUUGGGUAUGCACCAGGCGCCGGGACCAGACGAGGAGAAGGGAGAGAGCCACGACGCCACGCUGUGGAGCGAAGUCUGGCAGGAACACGUACCAGGAAGCUUUGGGGGCAUCCGCCUCUACAUGACGGAGCUGAUCGACAUUACCCAGAAGGCCUUGCAGUCCCAGUCGUGGAAGAUGAAGGCCCAGGGCGCGGCUGCCAUGGCGUCCAUCGCUAAGCAACAGACGGGUUCUCUGGUCGCCCCCCACCUGGGUAUGGUGUUGUCCGCUCUACUGCAGGGACUGGUUGGACGCACCUGGACUGGAAAGGAGGAGCUGUUGAACGCCAUCGGCUCUGUGGUGUCUAAGUGCAGGUACGGUUUCUCCUCUCCUUCUGACACUAGGAGCAGUCUGUCUGGCUCUCCUUCUGACACUAGGAGCAGUCUGUCUGGCUCUCCUUCUGACACUAGGAGCAGUCUGUCUGGCUCUCCUUCUGACACUGGCAAUGUGGAGAGUAACGAUGUGGUUCCGUGGGUGCUGAACUCUAUCCUGGCUAAGUACAUCCCAAGUCAAAACCCCCACGUCAGACAGGCUGCCUGUAUAUGGCUGCUCUCUCUGGUGAAGAAGCUGCACCAGCACAAAGAGAUCAGGGGGUCGGGGGUCAAGAAGCUGCUCCAACACAAAGAGAUCAGGUCUCACCUGAAGGAGAUCCAGACGGCUUUCAUCUCCAUCCUGUCAGACCCUGAUGAGUUGAGUCAGGACGUGGCAUCUAAAGGUCUUGGUCUAGUCUAUGAGAUGGGAGGAGAGGGAGACCAGCAGGAACUGGUGUCUACACUGGUCGAAACACUGAUGACUGGCAAGAGGGUGAAGCAUGCCGUGUCGGAGGACACCGAGGUGUUCCAGGGAGAGGCUCUGGGGAAAGCACCGGACGGACACGGACUCUCCACCUACAAGGAGCUGUGCUCAUUGGCCAGUGACCUCAACCAACCGGAUCUGGUCUACAAGUUCAUGAACCUAGCCAAUCACCACGCCAUGUGGAAUUCCCGCAAGGGAGCAGCGUUUGGGUUCAACAUCAUAGCAGCGAAGGCAGGAGAGCAGCUCGCCCCCUACCUGCCCCAGCUGGUACCACGUCUGUACCGAUACCAGUUUGAUCCCAACCUGGGCAUCAGGACGGCCAUGACCUCCAUCUGGGAUGCUCUGGUCACUGACAAGAACAUGGUGGAUAAGUAUCUGAAGGAGAUCCUCCAGGAUGUGAUAUCUAACCUGACCAAUAACAUCUGGAGGGCCGGGAGUCCGCCUGCCUCGCUCUGAACGACCUCAU
Messenger RNA from Oncorhynchus nerka (sockeye salmon), 5780 nucleotides. RefSeq names its product proteasome adapter and scaffold protein ECM29-like. Gene Ontology annotation, molecular function: molecular adaptor activity. Gene Ontology annotation, biological process: proteasome assembly. Lineage: Eukaryota; Metazoa; Chordata; Actinopteri; Salmoniformes; Salmonidae. The record is from RefSeq and is a predicted model, not a curated record. Gene Ontology annotation, cellular component: cytoplasm; nucleus.